AUGGCGAUCAUGGACCAAUACUCCAUCAUGUCACCAGGCGAUUCGCCGACUACCCAGCACUGGGAAGGCAGCCCUGUACCGGUCAAAGAGAACAUGGUUGGAAAGACUGGACGUCUUGCGCCUAGAUGGAUUCAGGACUUGCUCAACUCUGACCUCGACUCCGGAUCAUUCGCAAGAAUCGAAUGGGAUCAACAGGCGCGUUGCAGCAACACAGGAGUACCGCAUCGACUUGUUCUUGUGGGUAACCAGAGCACGGCAGAAACUCGCAACCCUGGCGUUUUGUCUUGCGUUUGUGCAAUCUGCGAUUUUCACUUCUUGAUCAGGACCUGUUGGGACCCAGAUCAACUCGUCUGUCUGUGCCGCCCUAACGCUCUCCAUUUCCCUCCGAAAGACACAGACUUUUAUCUCCAUCAUCUCGUGAACAUCAAGCAGCCGCUUCGACCAACCAAGUCGACCUCAAACUACCAUUCUCUGAUCCGUGAGACUAUACUCGCCGUCGAGCACUUUGCCUGUUCGGCCCCUCGCUGCACGCUGCAAGUCACGGUCGAGAUUUCGCGACCUCGACUCAAGCGCGAGUGGCUGCACCUCCUUCUCAAUGAGCAGCGUAUCCUGGAUAAUCUGGCGAGAGCCAGGAAGCAGUCGCCGGAUCGAUUCGCAGACGCCAGAGACGAUUGGUGCACAAGCGCGCCGUCCACCCUGAACACCUAUCUUAGAGACUUGCUGGACAGACCCAAUCCACGCAACAUAUCUCAGCGUAACAAACGCUUUCAGGUCGUGUUUGGCGAGGAGUGCUAUGCCAUUUUCAGAGCCAUUAUGUUUACGGAGGAAAACCUUGAUAAAGACGGGGUUCUUGAGCCCUACUUCAUUCCGCCAAUGCUAGAACCUGGCACUCCUGGCACACCAACGGAACUAAGCACAUUACGGGCAUUCGUUGAGGACAUGCAGGCCGAGACGGAAAGUGUCAUAAUAAGAGGCGGAAAGACUGGCGAAAAUCGGCCAUAUGUCGGCAACAGGCUCUUUAAAGAGCUGCAAUGUCUUGACUACCCCCAGAACAAGAUUGCACAGGCUGCAACCGAAGCGCAUCGGACUCUCGGCGUGCUUCCAGAUUUCGACAAGGCGCUCAUCUUUUUCGCCUAUACCCGGCAGGCUGCCCUCUGCGAGAAGCGCCGUCCCACGUUUGUUGAAGCCCUCAAAGAUAUUGCCCUCCUCACAAACGACGACGACUUCCAGACCCGCGCGAUCCAAGAGCUCACGAUAUUGGACGGGAUGCCCACAGCGGAUAGCCCUGGCGCAGGCGACGAGUUGCAAACCCAGGCAUACUCCUUUUUCAGCCUCAAAUACACCGCCAGCGAUGACAACGUUGUUUCUGCUUUCAAUACCAAGAUCGAACACUCCCCCUCUCAAGCUGAUUCUGCCCGAGAAAUGCUGCAGAUCAUUGGGCGUCAUAGAAACAGUGAUCGCAUUCUUACGCAUGCCAACGGCCCAAUGGACGUCGCUUCAGCCUAUCGCAUUCUUGAAGUAGACCCCCAAUGGCCUGAUAGCACCAUUGUGAUGAUGUCCAACGUCAAGCUAAACAAGGAUCCAAAAAGUAAAGCCACAGCGGAAGUUGCAAUCAAAGCCAUGGAGGCCAUCGCCGAGGAUAGGAAAAGCGACGAAAUCCGUGAAGCAGCGAGGACUCUAGCUUUGUUGGCUCAAGCCCCAGAUCAGUCAUCGCAACCUGCGGAGAUGGACGCGGUACCUUCCAACGCCGGCAACUUGCCCGUUGGCCUCGAGAAUAUUGGCAACACUUGUUACUUGAACAGUAUCCUUCAGUAUCUCAACACAGUUAUCCCCGUUAAAAGCUUGCUUGCUCGUUACCCAGACUAUGAGCUAGGUCUGGAUGACUCGAAUAUCCAGCGUCGGCUUGUCGGCGGCAAUAAGCUCAAGAUUGAUCGUGCCGAGGCGGUUGUUGCCCGCGCCUUUGUCGAUGAAUUGAGCAGACUUUUGGAUAAUCUAAGUGGCUCUGAGGCUAGUGCUAUCCGGCCUUCUCAACGUCUCGCCAACGCCGUCCUGCUGCCGACCUCGAACUUGACUGAAGAUCCUGCCAAGCAGCCGAGCAAGACUGCAGAGGAACCGAAGACUCUGGAAGUCAUGGGCACUCAGUUCCCCACCCCUCCGCCGCUUCCUGCGAGACCUGCGCCAGGUCCUCCUGCACAGACGGCGGAACAUGUCGAGGACGUUGACAUGGUCAACGUCACUGUGGACCUGAUUUCUGAGUCUGCUAGCAGCGUAAGCUCGCAGACUCUAGUCAACCUUUCUGAUGUUGACCACGAGAAGAAGGAUUACGUGCCCGAGGAUAAGACCGACAUCAGAAUCGUCCCCCAAACGGUCGAGCCGUCUUCGGCCCGAUCCGCCAACGACAGCGAUGUCAGAAUGAAAGGAAUCGAGACAGCCGUUCUCAAUGUGGAACAACGAGUACUCAAGGCGCUGGAAACGCAGACCAGAGACUCAGGCACCGACCAACAAGACGUUGAGGAGGUCAUGGGCAGCAUUAUCAACCGCCUGCAGGCCGCCAUCAAGCCUACAAGGGUGGAUGCCACUGACGAAGUCCAGUGGGAGCCGAUCAUGGACACAUUUUACGUUGAAUUGACCAACCACACCAAAUUCCCAAAUCAGGAUAGAUACAAAUCAGACUCAACCCUGGAGCGUGCGAUCACGGCAUACCCUGCUGAAGGCGGACCGACGAACAUUCAUGACGGUCUUAGUCGAAACUUUGAUCUUCAGCGAGUCGCUGCCGGGGAAGCAGACAUCAUGCGAUACACGUCGAUCAAGAAGCUUCCUCCGAUCUUGCACGUCCUCAUUCAGAGAACGAAGGGGGAUGGCCACAAGAACAUGAACCCAGUCGAGGUGUUCGAGACAUUAUACCUUGACCGAUACAUGGAUACCCCGAAUGACCCGCAGUUCUUCAAGUUGCGGCAGAAAGGCUGGGCUCUUCAACAGCGUUUGGAUCAGCUGAACAACAUGCCCAAGACUGCGGCUGAGGACACGCAACUUAUCGACACUUUCAUCAAUGACUUCGUACACGUUGACAAGCCCGAUACCCAGGAGACGUCGUCACUUCUGGAUGACAUGCCCACGUCAUCCCUCAGCUUUGCGGGGGAGGAGCCGACGUUCCCUACGUAUACUCCGCAGUCGGAGCCGACAUUUGAAAAAGUGGAUCCGCCUGAGCCCACAGGCUUCACGGUGGAAGGACGCCAGCAGAUCAGCAACAUGCGCGAGGAUGAGCUGAAAUCUCACAAAGCGGAGCUUGAUCAGCUCUUUGCACAGCACAAGAAGCAUGCGUAUCGGUUGCAUGCAGUGAUAUGCCACAGUGGUCAGCUCAGAGCUGGUCACUAUUGGGUCUGGAUCCACGAUUUCGAGGCCGGAGUUUGGCGCAAGUACAACGACAGGGUCGUCACAGAAAACGCCGACACAAAAGAGGUCAUGAAGACACUAAACAGCAAUGGUGAUCCGUACUAUCUCUGUUAUGUGGAGGAGGGCAAAGAAGGCGACUUGGUCAAAGUGCCCAAACGCCAUCAAACAAAGCCUGGCCCGGCGAAUAAUAGCGAGGAUCAGGAUGCCGACGGAGAUAUUGAAUUGAUCGACGUGGACACGGUCCCACAGGGACUAAGCAAUAUACCAUUGGAGGACUAG
Messenger RNA from Colletotrichum orchidophilum, 3672 nucleotides. Its product is annotated as ubiquitin carboxyl-terminal hydrolase. The record is from RefSeq and is a predicted model, not a curated record. Gene Ontology annotation, molecular function: proteasome binding; cysteine-type deubiquitinase activity. The transcript has 4 exons. Gene Ontology annotation, biological process: proteasome-mediated ubiquitin-dependent protein catabolic process; protein deubiquitination; regulation of proteasomal protein catabolic process. Lineage: Eukaryota; Fungi; Ascomycota; Sordariomycetes; Glomerellales; Glomerellaceae. Bases 1 to 3672 code for a protein of 1223 amino acids.